UUGUAAACACAAAAAAACUACUUUAAACUAUUUAAUUUAAUUUAGUUUAAAAAAAAAUAUGGAAAGAUAUUCCACACCUAUAAUAGGGCCAAGCUUUGCUGCCCUAUCAAAUGGAUCUGUAACAGAUAAGGUUACACCCGAUAUGGCCCAUUUAGUACAUCCAUACUGGAAUCAAUUUCCCGCUAUGGAUCCAAUGUGGGCUAAACUAUUGACUGCUUAUAUGAUUGUGAUUGGCUUAAUUUCAUGGUGCGGAAACGGUGUGGUGAUUUACAUAUUCUCCACAACCAAAUCUCUACGUACGCCUGCAAAUCUUUUAGUUAUUAAUCUAGCGAUAUCCGAUUUUGGCAUCAUGAUCACCAAUACUCCCAUGAUGGGCAUAAAUCUCUUCUACGAGACAUGGGUAUUGGGUCCAUUAAUGUGUGAUGUUUAUGCUGGUCUCGGCUCAGCAUUCGGUUGCAGCUCGAUAUUGUCGAUGUGUAUGAUCUCAUUGGAUCGUUAUAAUGUCAUUGUCAAAGGUAUGGCCGGACAGCCGAUGACCAUUAAAUUGGCCAUAAUGAAAAUUGCUUUAAUUUGGUUUAUGGCUAGUAUCUGGACAUUGGCGCCAAUAUUUGGCUGGAGCAGGUAUGUGCCAGAGGGUAAUUUGACUUCUUGCGGUAUUGAUUAUUUGGAACGUGAUUGGAAUCCUCGCUCUUAUUUGAUUUUCUAUUCGAUAUUUGUAUAUUAUCUGCCUUUGUUCUUGAUCUGCUAUUCCUAUUGGUUUAUCAUUGCGGCUGUAUCAGCUCACGAGAAAGCCAUGCGCGAACAAGCCAAGAAAAUGAAUGUCAAAUCUUUGCGUUCAUCUGAAGAUGCCGACAAGAGUGCCGAGGGCAAAUUGGCUAAAGUAGCUUUGGUUACCAUUUCCUUGUGGUUCAUGGCAUGGACUCCCUACACCAUUAUCAAUACAUUGGGUCUAUUCAAAUAUGAGGGACUCACCCCCUUGAAUACCAUCUGGGGAGCUUGCUUUGCCAAAUCGGCAGCCUGCUACAAUCCCAUUGUCUAUGGUAUCAGUCAUCCCAAAUACCGCAUUGCCUUGAAAGAGAAAUGUCCCUGCUGUGUCUUUGGCAAGGUUGAUGAUGGCAAAUCCAGUGAUGCCACCUCUCAGGCCACCAACAAUGAAUCCGAAACAAAGGCUUAAAUACGUAUGGCAUAUGGCCAACAGCACGACCACCACCUCCAGUACCAGUACCACCUCAAGUUUAAUUAAUAGGAACAUAUACUAAGUACUGUUUUAAAAUUAGCAACUGCAGCAACAGAACGAACGCUUUCGUAGUAAAUUUAUACUAUACUUACUAUACCUUAUACUAUUGUAGAUACAACUGUAUAGCAAAACUUUCAACUAUUUUUUGAUUGUUGUAUUUCUCAAGUAUUAAACCGAUUAUAUGUAUAUUAUUUUUA
Lucilia cuprina (Australian sheep blowfly) is the source of this 1434-nucleotide messenger RNA. RefSeq names its product opsin Rh1 (gene ninaE). NCBI's taxonomy places the organism in Eukaryota, Metazoa, Arthropoda, Insecta, Diptera, Calliphoridae. The transcript has 6 exons. The record is from RefSeq and is a predicted model, not a curated record. Gene Ontology annotation, molecular function: G protein-coupled receptor activity. Gene Ontology annotation, biological process: phototransduction; visual perception; G protein-coupled receptor signaling pathway. Bases 59 to 1174 code for a protein of 371 amino acids. Gene Ontology annotation, cellular component: membrane.